CAAAAACCACCGAAGAACACUUUCAACAUGGGUCAAGCCCAUUGACAGUAUCCACAGCGACGUCUCCCACUGAGAAACAAGCACCCAGCGAUUAGCGAAGAGUUUGAACUGUUAUUGACCUUAAAUUAUCUAAAUGUGGAGGUUAAACAAAGUUCGCCACAAAGCUGCGCGACAGGGCGACAGCGAGCUCCGGUUGAAGCGGCGAGAGCGCGAGAAAGCACUGAGACAGGCCCGCAGAGACAGACAGCUUGUGAGCAAGAGACUCCUGCUGAAUGAAGAUGAGGACCAGCCGGAGGUCACCAUGGACACUAACUCAGGGGAACAGGACGUGGUCAGUUUGUUCCACAAACUUCAACACACCGGGCCGGAGAGGGAGGCCCACCUGAAAGCCUUGAGUAAAGCUCUCCGCGACCCAUCGGCACAGCUCACCUUCAUCAAGCAGGAGAAUAGCAUGCAUCUUCUGGUUGGUCUCCUCACCGGCUCCAAUGCUACGUGCCGUCUGCAGGCCGUUCGGUGUCUUCAUGAGCUGUCUCACUCUGCCCACACCAAUGUGGCACCGGCCUGUCUGCCUGCCACCCCUUACCUGCUCACCUAUCUGUCUGGCCAGAGCACCAAGUUCACUGAGCUGUGUCUCUACACACUGGGUAACUUAUGUCCAGACAGUGAUGUUGUAAAAGAGAAACUCCUGGCCCAGGGAAUCAUACCAGCUCUGGCCAGCUGUAUAGAGAACCAGAGACAUAACCUUGCGGUGGUGGAAGCUGUGGGCUUCACCCUCUCUCAGCUUCUCCAGUCCAAAGAUGCAGCAGAUAAAAUAAUCCCGAUGAUCCUGGCCUCCAGCUUACCUUCACACUUGUUAUCAGUCCUGACUCCUGACCCAAAGUUUGGCCUGGCACCUGCCAUAGAGUGUGCAUGGUGUCUGCACUACCUCACAUGCAGCAUUGAGGAUAACACAGUGCUGUUGUCUCGUGGGGCUCUGUUGAAGUGCAGUUCACUGUUAGUGUCACUAGGUGGCGCUGUGGCAGAGGGAAACAAAGAAGAAGGAAUGGAGCUGCUCAUCUGUCCUCUGCUGAGGUGUGUGGGAAACCUCCUGUCCUCCUGCCCAGUUGAAACCCUGAACUCUCAAGUGGGUGAUGUCGGUAUCGUGGUUGCUCUGUGUGCACUCCUUCAGGCCUACUUACAGACCCAGCCAGCUUUGGCCAGAGAGAGUGCCUGGGUCCUCAACAACCUCACAGCUUAUUCCAGUGCUUUGUGCUCUGCUCUGCUGACUCUGAACUUGAUCCCUGGACUGAUCCAGCUCCUUCCUUUCUCUCAAGGAAUCAAUACCAUGAUCCUGAGGGUUUUAGCAAAUAUUGCCCACAAGAAAAAGGAGUUCUGUGUCCAGCUGGCUCAUCUUGGAUUGCUGUCUGCACUCUGUGCCACACUGAAAAUGGCCGACCAAGAGAUGGUGACCCUGAGUAUGGAUGUCCUGUUCAUGCUGGUAGUUAGUGGUCCACAGGUGGCAGAGGAGUUUGUAAGGCAAGGCGGAGUUUCACUGUUAGAAGCCAUUCAGUACAACAGCGAAGGAGAGAUCAGACGAAGAGCAACGCAUCUCCUGGAGCACCACCUUCUGUCCUACUCAUCCUAUUGCUCGGACACCCCAUGUUCCUGAACCAACAAGCACCUGACAAAUCACUGGUACCUCGAGGACACACCUGAAAAUACGAGACUUCUUGUUUACAUUUUGCAAUCUGUGUAAUGGACAAACAAUGUUGGUAUAUUUAAAGUAAUUUUUGAUACCUUUUUAAACACAAACUACUGGUAUUUUGACCACCAUCUUCAUUGUUGUUAUCCAUGUAGGUAUUUUUAAUAUAAUAUAUUUUUUUAAUACCUGAGACCUGAGAGAGUCUUUACACUCAUUCACCAAUGUCACAAACUUUCUUUCUGUUGCUUAUUGUGACACCAUCAGUUGAGAGACUGAAGAAGACUGAUGUAUUUUUGAUCAUCAAAGUCUGAAACUUGAACACCUAGAGGGUUUACAUGACUGUAAAUAGUAUAAAGUAUUUAUCGUAUCAUGCCCAUAAUGCAAUGUUAUUAAUGACUGUAUAUUCAUCAAAUGAAUUGAUAUCACCUUAAAACUGUUUUUUGAGAGUAAGAUCUUCUCUAGAUAACGUUAUUAAAGUUUUUGCAAAAAAUUUUAUUGGUUUUGUAACAUAACCGCCCUACGGCUGAAUAAUGCAACGAUGUACAAAAACAUCACAUAGAUGCCAGAUCAGGCCACCACUUCCUCCUUCCCACCACCAACCACCCGCUUCAGGUCCGGCCACUAAUUUCUUGUGUAAAUACUAAAAUGAAUAUGAACGGAGUAUUAUGUUGACAACUAGAGUCACACAUUAUCCUUCAUUUGGUCUAUAUUACACUAAUUUAUCCAUCUAGCAAAUGUAGGUGGUUGUUCAUCCUUCCAUCACAUGGCUAUCCGAUUGUUGUCAGUGAUAACAGCAUUUCUCUUCAGUUCCAAGGUAUUGAUUUUUGUCAUAUGUCACCUAGUAGGGUUGCUCUUGCUUCUGUGGGGAUGAUUAUUCUGUGGUUGGAUAGAGAUCUAAUGAAUGUAGAAGAUUGCAGGCCCAGAAAAUAGCUAAAUAUGUUAUCAGUGUUUCUAUUCCAGUUCCAGAUGUUGUGUUAUGUGCAGCCUGUCAUGGUUUAUAGGGGUAAUAUGUGCUAUUAAUGAGAUUGUAUUGUGUAAUUUUAUCUCUUGUGAGAAACACUAACUACCAGUACACAGUGCUCCCAGUUCCACUUCCUCAAAAUUGCACUCAGGAGCUUCUUUUCCGUUCGAGUGAGAUCGGGGUAAAGCUAUUAAUUCGACCCAAAAAAAAAAGGGGAAUGUGAAUUUGACUGUGUGGACUGUACUGAGGAACUGCAAGUGUUCAGCUCCUCCCCCUAUUGAAAAAAGGAAAAAGCUACUCUCAAAUUACCCCACUUCCUCUGACGACCCACUACAUUCCCUUUCCGUUAUCAUUCACACUGCUUCUCUACAUGAAAAACUAGAACAAGUGUACUGGCCAUGGAGGGUGCUGAGUCAACAACUAGGGAGAAAACAACAGGAAAGGAUGGGAAAAAGGCUGUGGAUCAAUUGAUGCUGAUGUCCAGCAAGCCUCUGCAUCGCUUUGUCCAAAAAGAGCCCAGAGCUCUUGGGAUUGCCAUUGUGAUCUUCGGGUGUGCAGAGGUCCUGAUGGGCUUUUCUUUGGUCAGUGAAGGUGUGCCAACGUCUGGUAAAAUCUACAUUCCCUUCUGGCAGGGACUUCUGUUUCUUGUCAGUGGUAACCUGUCUAUCUACACUGAGAUGCACCCAUCCAAGAAGAUGGUGACUGUGUGUUUGGCCAUGUAUGUGGUUUCCCUCUUGGGAAUCGCAGUCUCUGUUGGCUACAGAAUAUUCUGCCUCUCCACUAUUAACUACUUAAGGUACAGGGCGAAGUGGGUGGAUGAAGACAGGGACUGGGCCUCACAGAGAGCGGAGCAGCUUUUUGGUGUCGAAAGCAUAUUGUUCACUUUCUCUCUGUGUGUGUCAGUGCUUCUCAUCUUCUUGUGCGUCAUCGCACGGUUAGCUCUGAAGUCCACAAACACUCAGGUCAUUGUCCAGCACAUACCGGCACCACGGAAUGACACAACAUCAAACUAAAAUCAACCUUUCUGAAGCAUUGUUCUACAAUCACUAACACUGGUUUGCUUGCAGCACUCCUCUUCUGUGAAAGAAAUAUGUGAGAAUCCUGUGCAGUAUAUUGCACGUGAAUGUUACUCCACUUAGAGGCAGUAGCCCAAUAACCCCACCGCAGCUUUUUUAAGUUACCUACAGCUACCGUAUGUGUAAUGCUGAAUACAUUUAUUUUACAUGCACUUAUAAGGGAAGAUCUUAACCACUAAUUUAUCUAGCAAUGUUUGUUACUGUAUGGGUCAGUAAACAUGUUACAUUACUUUGAAUUAAAGCCUCAAGAUGAACAGAUCUUACAUGGUAUUGAUAACUAUCAAUAGAGUCAACUGAUUAACUCUGUGGUAAUGUUAUAUCGCCUAAUCUUAUGUAUAUUGUACCAACAAUAAUAUACAGUGUUGUUAGUUAACACUGGUAAAGUCAGACCGAAGCACAUGCUUCUAUAUUUACAUUAAAAUAAAUCAGAAGUACAUUUUCUUUCUGUUCCACAACACCCCAACCCAGAAAAAGUCUAACCAUAAGUUGAAUAACCACUCAGUUUAUAUUUUAAUUAUAUAUUGUGGUCACUUACUGUUACCCCAUAAACCCUUAUGUCUGUACAUUAUCUGCAUUAUUACAGUAUGUGCAGUGUUGGCAUAGUUUAGACUCUACUUGCAGCUUUUGAGAAUCACUGUGAACCUCUGUAUACACUCUGUAUCCACCUGCGACUGUAACUUUACAGACGUUUAAAAGAAGUGACAGUAUAUUUGAAUACAUUUGGGUUUUUAUAGUGACAUCCAUGCAGCAUAUUUUUCUAAGCUUGUGACUUGAUGUGUAUGUUUUUGUAGUUCAGUAUUUUCAUCUACAUGACUGAUAUGAACAGCCUGCUUGUAAACCUGUUGCCAUGUAUUUUGUGAAUGUGUGAAAAAGACAGUCCCUGGACAGGGAAACAUUUUUCAAGGGAUUAGCUUUAGCUUUUAGCUAUAUAGUGCAAUAAAUGUAAUGUGUAUUGUCUUGUUAAAUAAACAUUUUAAAAUAAA
Dicentrarchus labrax (European seabass) is the source of this 4701-nucleotide messenger RNA. It is a transcript of the gene tmco6, whose product is annotated as transmembrane and coiled-coil domains 6. NCBI's taxonomy places the organism in Eukaryota, Metazoa, Chordata, Actinopteri, Moronidae. The record is from RefSeq and is a predicted model, not a curated record. Gene Ontology annotation, molecular function: protein binding. The coding region runs from base 134 to 1648 and encodes 504 amino acids. The transcript is spliced from 20 exons.